AUGGCUCGGGAUCUCAGACGACUUCAAGUUCCAACUGAUUCGGAAAGUUAUCAACAUUUUGUUUUAAAAGAUGUUAAAGACUACGAAUCUACUUUAAGAGAAAUAUUAGAUAAUAAUAAAAUUCGAAAAGAUGGCAGAACAUUCGAGGAUCAAAGAAAAAUUUAUAUGAAAACCGGUGUUGUGACACAAGCAAAAGGAUCCGCAUAUUUAGAAUUAAAUAAUACUAAAGUUCUUGUGUCGGUUUUUGAACCGCGAGAAAUUCCAAGACUUUCAGAAUUUACUCCGAAUGGUGAAAUUUAUUGUGAAUUUAAAUUUGCACCAUUUUACGGUUUGGAACGAAAAGGACACAUUAUGGAUUUGGAAGAAAAAGAUUUAAGUAUUAUCUUAAAAAGAUCUCUUGAACCAGCAGUUUGUAGGCAUGAGUUUCCAAAUUUUCAAGUCGACGUUUAUGCUCUCCUACUCGAUAAUGAUGGCUCUUGCUUAUCUGCUGCUAUCACAGCUGCAGGUUUAGCUUUGGCAGAUGCUGGAAUUCCAAUGUAUGACAUUCUCACUUCAGUCACUCUGGGGAUUCAUAAUGAUAUGAUAUUUAUCGAUCCUAAUUUUGAGGAGGAAAAAUUUUGUAAAUCGUUUUUUAAAAACAAAACUUCCGAAAUAGGUAUAAUAAGUUUAUCAUAUAUGCCUGAAAUGGCUCAGGUAACUGAAAUAACCCAAAGUGGGACUGUAUCGAUAAAUACCAUUUUAAAAUCUAUGGAUCUCCUUAUUUCAAAAUGCAAAACCAUAUCCGAUUUAACAAAAAAAUGUUUGAUGGAUAACGUUAUGAAUCAAAUAACUGACUAG
Pediculus humanus corporis (human body louse) is the source of this 837-nucleotide messenger RNA. RefSeq lists its product as uncharacterized. The record is from RefSeq and is a predicted model, not a curated record. Gene Ontology annotation, biological process: nuclear mRNA surveillance; U4 snRNA 3'-end processing; rRNA catabolic process. The coding region runs from base 1 to 837 and encodes 278 amino acids. Gene Ontology annotation, cellular component: nucleolus; cytoplasmic exosome (RNase complex); nuclear exosome (RNase complex). Lineage: Eukaryota; Metazoa; Arthropoda; Insecta; Psocodea; Pediculidae. The transcript is spliced from 4 exons.